GGAAAAUGGCGGCCGCUGGAGCCGCCGACAGAGGAGCUCAGGGGUCUGUACCUUUCCCUGCCGGGCCGCCGGACGUUGGAGCCUCCGCCGAGUUGCAGACAACGCCCCCGUUCGGAUGGAGAUGGCGAGUUCUGCUGGCUCCUGGCUCUCUGGCUGCCUCAUCCCUCUCGUCUUCCUCGGGCUGCCUGCACACGUGUCAGGCCUCGCCGGGGAUGCCAGCAAGUUCCACGUGGCUCCGCUAGGGGGCACAGCCGAGCUGCUCUGCCCUCUCUCCCUCUGGCCCGGGACGGUGCCCAAGGAGGUGAGGUGGCUGCGGUCCCCGUACCCGCAGCGCUCCCAGGCUGUUCACGUGUUCCGGGAUGGGAAGGACCGGGAUGAAGAUUUGAUGCCGGAAUAUAUGGGGAGGACGGCGCUGGUCAGAGACCCCCAAGAGGGAAGCGUCACUCUGCAGAUCCUCGACGUGCGCCUUGAGGACGGAGGGUCUUACCGAUGUCUGAUCCAGGUUGGAAAUCUGAGUAAAGAGGACACCGUGAUCCUGCAGGUUGCAGCCCCAUCUGUGGGGAGUGUCUCCCCCUCAGCAAUGGCUCUGGCUGUGAUCCUGCCUGUCCUGGUACUUCUCAUCAUGGUGUGCCUUUGCCUUAUCUGGAAGCAAAGAAGAGCAAAAGAGAAGCUUCUCUAUGAGCAUGUGACGGAGGUGGACAAUCUUCUUUCAGACCAUGCUAAAGAAAAAGGAAAACUCCAUAAAGCUCUCAAGAAACUCCGGCGUGAACUGAAGCUGAAAAGAGCUGCAGCAAACUCAGGCUGGAGAAGAGCCCGGCUGCAUUUUGUGGCAGUGACCCUGGACCCAGACACAGCACAUCCCAAACUCAUCCUUUCUGAGGACCAAAGAUGUGUGAGGCUUGGAGACAGCAGGCAGUCUGUACCUGACAACCCCCAGAGGUUUGAUUUCGUCGUCAGCAUCCUGGGCUCUGAGUACUUCACGUCUGGCUGCCACUACUGGGAGGUGUAUGUGGGAGACAAGACCAAAUGGAUUCUGGGGGUGUGUAGUGAGUCAGUGAGCAGGAAGGGGAAGGUUACUGCCUCACCUGCCAAUGGACACUGGCUUCUGCGACAGAGUCGUGGGAAUGAGUAUGAAGCUCUCACAUCCCCGCAGACCUCCUUCCGCCUUAAAGAGCCUCCACGAUGUGUGGGGAUUUUCCUGGACUAUGAUGCAGGAGUCAUCUCUUUCUACAAUGUGACCGACAAGUCUCACAUCUUUACUUUCACCCACAGUUUCUCUGGCCCCCUUCGCCCUUUCUUUGAACCUUGCCUUCAUGAUGGAGGAAAAAACACUGCACCUCUAGUCAUUUGUUCAGAACUACACAAAUCAGAGGAACGAAUCGUCCCCAAGCCAGAAGGGAAAGGCUAUGCUAACGGAGAUAUGUCCCUGAAGGUGAACUCUUCCUUACUACCCCGUAAAGCUCCAGAGCUGAAGGAUAUUAUCCUGUCCUUGCCCUCUGACCUCGGCCCAGCCCUGCAGGGGCUCAAGGUUCCUUCCUUUUAGGGAUAUGUCAUAUUACCUGCUCCCAUAACCAUCCAGCCCAGCACCCUGGACUUCAGGCUCCUGGUCCAACCCCAUGAUUCUGGAAUGUCUCUUCUCCCUAACCAAAUCCAGAUCCUUUUGUGGUUUCUAUUUGUACCACUUUUCUCCCAGGACUCAGUUCUGAAGCUUGCCUUUCUUCUAAGGAACUGAAGUUCUCAGUGACGUGGAGGGAGGAUUCCUGGAAAUGAAACAAUCAGUUUAGGUGUAGGUGGAGAUGUUGAAUAUGUGUUGUUACCAAGAUACAGCACAGGUUCAGCGGAAAGAGUCUUCUACUCCAGGGGUUAUUUAGAAGACAUUUUCUCUGCCUCAUCCUGUCCUCAAGCUUUAGUCAAGAAGUUAUGGCUCCCAGUCCCUGACUGCUUCCUUAUCCCAUCAAGGACUGCUUUUCUCUCCUUCCCUCUCUCAGUUCUGGCCUCUGGCCCCCAAAGUCAGCUUUCUAUAGGUAAGCAUGUUUUAGUCCACUCACUCUUUCCCUCUUCCUUCAGGAAUGAGUUGGGGGAAGCUGAGGAGUAAAAUAUACCAUCCUUUUCUAUUUUCUUGAUGCUGUUUACAACAUAGUUUGGUGAUACCCAGAGCUAAUGCACAUGCUUUCAAAAACUAAUCUGCCUGUUGAUGAUAACUAGAACAGGGACUUUAAACACAGCCUUGCUAUAACCCUGAAGAGCCUCAGGAGCACAUCAGGGAGCUGGGAGCACAGCUGCAGAGAGCUCAGCCGUGUAUUGCCCUCUGACCUUGGCCCAGCCCUUCAGAGGCUCAGUCUGUUGUGACUGUCUUAUGAGUCAAUCUGUUGUGCCAGCCCUUUCCGAGAUUCAGAGAGGUCCAGCUAGAAAAAGUGGCAGUUUUAACCACCAACUUAGAAACUUUUUUUCCCCACAAGACAAUUGUGCUGGAAUACUUCACUAUUUGUGUAUCAAACAGCCUUUUAGGUUGGAGAGUAUUGAUUUCAAAUAAGAAGUUGGUAGACUAGGCCGGGCGCAGUGGCUCAUGCCUGUAAUCCCAGCACUUUGG
Molecule: messenger RNA, 2590 nt
Organism: Saimiri boliviensis boliviensis (Bolivian squirrel monkey)
Lineage: Eukaryota; Metazoa; Chordata; Mammalia; Primates; Cebidae
Source: RefSeq, a predicted model, not a curated record